UAUCCCCCUAAUGCUAGCCAUUAUCCUCCAUCUUUCCUCUUUUCUUAUGAUUCAUGGCCAACUCUCUGCAAUAACGGGUGAGCUUGGAAACAACCCGAACCAGGUUCAAACAUACAUCGUCCACGUGCAGAGGCCCAAUCGCACGAACUUACACCAUGAAAUCAACAGGGUGAACUACCACAAAUCCUUCCUACCAAACACCACCCUAGACUCGGGCAAGCCUCGGUUGGUCUACUCCUAUCGUGAAUCAAUUAGCGGAUUCGCUGCCCGACUCACUGCUAAUGAAGUUCAUGCAAUGGCGUCGACUGAUGAUUUCCUUUAUGCCUAUCCGAACCGCCGUCACCCACUCCUCACCACUUACACACCUAACUUCUUAGGCCUAAAUGAUCGUGAAAGCAUUUGGUAUGAUAGUGGCUAUGGCGAGGGGGUCAUAAUCGGAAUUCUCGACACUGGUAUAUUUCCCUCUCACCCUUCUUUCAAUGAUAAAGGUGUACAUGCGCCUCCAUCUAGAUGGAGGGGAACUUGUGAUUCGAGCACCUGCAACAAUAAGAUCAUCGGUGCAAGAGCAUUUCAGGGUGGUGUACCAACCUCGGUUGAUGAUGAUAGUAUUGGGCAUGGAACCCAUGUGGCUAGCAUUGCAGCAGGAAACUUUGUUGACGGUGCAAAUUUUCUCAACAAUGCGAAUGGAACAGCAUCAGGGAUGGCACCAAAAGCUCACCUGGCAAUUUAUAAAGUCUGCUCAAGAGAUGGGUGUGAUGACAGUGAUAUAUUAGCAGGCAUAGAUCAAGCUAUAUACGAUAACGUGGAUAUAAUAUCGAUCUCCAUAGGCUCUCAUUUUCCAACUUCACAAGAGGAUGAUGAGACUGGUGUUGGACCCCACCCUUUCUAUGAGGAUAGCAUCGCUAUAGGCUCUUUUUCAGCACUGAGGCAUCGCAUCCUUACUGUUGUUGCUGCAGGUAAUGAUGGACCAAAGGAAAGAACGGUAGUCAAUGAUGCCCCAUGGCUACUUACAGUGGGAGCAAGCUCCACAGAUAGAAGAAUAAGGGCAACUGUAAGACUCGAAAACGGAACAGAACUAGAUGGAGAAUCCGCUUACCAACCAGAAACAUUCAAUUCCACAAUGUUACCCCUUGUAUUUCCUGGAUUUGAAGGUCAAGGCGGCAAAAGGGGUUGUGUCAUUGACUCCUUCGAUAAAAUAGAUGUUAAAGGAAAGAUUGUGAUGUGUGAGACUGGAUACAACGUCACUAACAUUGAAAAGGGAAAGAAUGUAAAGAUGGCAGGAGGCGCUGCCAUGAUAAUACUGAACCAAAACGAGCAAGGAGAUACUACAUUUUCUGAAGCUCAUGUCCUUCCUGCAGCCCAUAUAAGCUUCGGCGAUGGACUUAAAAUCAUAUCCUAUGUCAAAUUGUCCACAAACUCCACUCCUAAAGCAACUAUAAUAUUCAGAGGCACACAGUUUGGGGCUCUUCCAUCUCCUGCAGUUGCCUCCUUUUCUUCUAGAGGGCCAAGCAUGGUAAAUGGCGGCAUCCUGAAGCCAGAUAUCGUUGGGCCCGGCACAAACAUUCUAGCAGCAUGGCCAGCUGAGAUUAUAACUAAUCCCAUGACAGCUUCUGGUUCAAAUUUCAACAUUCUCAGUGGCACCUCUAUGUCUGCAUCUCAUCUUGUUGGGAUUGCAGCACUACUCAAGAGCAGUAAUCCUAACUGGCCACCAUCUACGAUAAAAUCAGCAAUCAUGACCACAGCAGACAAACUAGACCAUGAAGGAAAGCCUAUUGUAGAUGAGUAUAAUGGCAUUGCAAGCCCCUUUGCCUUAGGUGGUGGACACGUAAACCCAUCAAAAGCCAAUGACCCAGGUCUCGCUUAUAACCAUCAUUCUCAAAGUUACAUCAGGUAUCUUUGUGGCUUAGGAUAUACAGACCGACAAAUCGCUACUAUCACCCAACACCAGAUUCGGUGCUCCAGGAUUCGUGAAAAGAGUGCAGAGGAACUAAAUUAUCCGUCGAUAUCAUUGUCUUUGGGAUCUCCUUCAAGAAAGACUAUCAGACGGAAGGUGAAAAAUGUAGGGGAGGCGGAUUCAGUCUACUCUGUGAAGAUAGAAGCACCGGAGGGUGUGAGAGUGGAGGUUGAUCCUUACAGACUCCAGUUUCAUAAACGCUAUGAGAGAAGACACUUCUAUGUGACAUUUACUGCCAAAGCACCAGCUCGAAGAAAAGGGCAGGUUUCUGAAGGUCAACUUUCUUGGGUCUCAGACAAGCAUGUUGUAAAGAGUCCCAUUUCUGUUACUUUUACCUAGAAUCAAUCGUGAUCUUGUAUUCACGUUGUGCUUUAAUAUGAAUAUAUUCAUCUCUUGUGAAGGCUAAGUUCAACUAAGAAGCAUGUAAUUGAUCCUAACAACUAACAAGCAAACCAAUACCACUAGUUUCUCUAGCAUAAAGAGGACAGGGUUAUUUCUUGUUUCCUACAACUUUUCGUGUGAAACUCUUAACCGAAUUAUAUGUUAUGGUCCAUGACAGCGGUGUCAGUUCUGGUAAUAUUUCUUUCUUUUGCAUGCUUCUUGUUAGUGUAUAUAGUUUAAGAGCAAGAUAACAAAAGGAGAAACAAUGAAGAGCGAGCCGUCAUAUUAACGUGAGUGUUACAUUAAAUGUUACGCUGCUCUACAACAGUAGCUGGGUAUUUUCUGAACAGAGAUGGAUCACUAAACCCUAGCAUCCUAUUUGACCUAUCUCCGUUUUAAGGCUUAAAUUGUGAAGUGUUUCCUUGCCUUUUUUUGUACUCUAGGAGGUUGUAACCUGCUUAUUUUCAUAUAUCAUGCAGACCUAAAUCUGACAACCAUUUUGCUCAUUGGCUACUACCUAGAUACGACAGAUCUUAGCCAAAAAAAAAAUCAAUCCCAAUCAUUGUAGUGAUGGAGAAGAGUUAUGCAUGUAACUAUAGGAGAAAGUAUACAAUGCAGGUCGGCCAGAUUGGAAAGGUUUGAUAGCAGAAAGUGUGGUGAUAAUGCAUCAAAAUCAUAGCACCUUGCUAUAUUACAAAGAGCAAAAACCGCAGCAAAUCAUCUAUGAAUAAAUUCGGGAGUACAACAUAUGACCAACAAAAUAAAGUAAAGCAUUUAUUGCUGAAUGGAAUACUAUGCCAGAAAAUGAAUAUUGAACUCCACACCACAAAGUGAACCCAAAAGUAUAAAAAAAUAUUUUCUCCCUAUUUUAUUUUAUUUUUAUUAUCAUCUAAUACUCUUCGUUGUUUAAAAUAUUGAAGCUUUUUGCCACUAAAGCUCCCUUAAAUUCCUCAAAAGCUUCAAGAAAGUGAUAAUAUACUUUAGCCCAAUAACCAAUUUUGUCCCAAAAUAAGAAACAAGUAGUUGUACCAUCAUCUUGAGCUCACAUGACAAAUAAUAGGCUGCACAUGAUGCAGCGGCAGCAGCAACAAUGCCAACCAAGCACAAAGUGUUCCUACUUUAGAUAUGUUUGGCAAUGCAGCAUGAUUCUCCUAAUCAACAAUACUACAGAAGGAUCAAUCAUAAUUUUACAGUGGAAGCACCUAUUUUUAGUUUACUGUCAAUCCUCUGAGCAGGUACAAAUUCCUAUGGAAACAGUGCUUUCUAAACCUGGAAAGCUAGUAGACAAGCAAGGAACUCGCAUUAUUGCAAGUAACCUAUAAGCAUAUCGAUGAGCAGGAUUAUUAUUACCAAGGAGCAAACCGAAACACAUCCAAACGCUAUGUGGCUGAAAUAACAAUC
Asparagus officinalis (garden asparagus) is the source of this 3736-nucleotide messenger RNA. Its product is annotated as subtilisin-like protease SBT1.2. Gene Ontology annotation, biological process: proteolysis. The coding region runs from base 11 to 2293 and encodes 760 amino acids. The transcript has a single exon. NCBI's taxonomy places the organism in Eukaryota, Viridiplantae, Streptophyta, Magnoliopsida, Asparagales, Asparagaceae. The record is from RefSeq and is a predicted model, not a curated record. Gene Ontology annotation, molecular function: serine-type endopeptidase activity.